UUAACAACCUCUCUGGACAUUCCUAGGUAACACAACUUUAGACGGUGUUACACAAUCUAUUUUUUCCACAAAGAAUGACGUGGUCAGCGCUUCGGAGUGAGGAUACUACGCACUCCACUGGGGGGAAACCCAGGUUGACUUUGUGCCGCAUCACGGGUUUGGCAAAGACUUCAACCUCGACGUGUCAGGACUACGAACACGACAGCUUUGUUGAACGAGUUGUUAAGCAAAGCAAACGUCGAGCACACGACGCGUUUGAGCCAUCGCGCGCGUGCUGGCGUGUCGCGUUUGUUGCACACUUCGUGGUCAUGACGACGGGACUAUAUAUGUUGCAACACAUGCAUAUCAAGGUGUAUUUUCCUCAACACAUUCAGUGGGACCAGUCUGUCUGUGCAGUUUUUUUUCCUAGCUCCGAAAACUGAGCAGCUUUUGGCACAAGAGUAGUGCUGGAUCUGUGAAGACAAGACGGAAGCAUGUCAGACACUAUGGAACAAGUCUCUGAUGAAAUGGCCAACCUUCAGCUGGGGGAGCGGUCAGUGAAAGAUGACUUUCCCAAUCUGAGUGAGCACAACAACCACAUGGCCAAGUUGUUAACGAUGGACAUGUACAACAAACUGAGGGAGAAAUGUACCCCCAAUGGCUUCACCAUCGAUGAUGUCAUUCAGACAGGAGUGGAUAACCCAGGUCAUCCUUUUAUCAUGACUGUGGGGUGCGUGGCUGGCGAUGAGGAGUCAUAUGAAGUCUUCAAAGACUUGAUGGACCUUGUGAUUGAAGAAAGACACGGAGGUUACAGACCAUCAGACAUCCACAAAACUGACCUGGACCCAGAGAACCUCAAGGUACCAAUUUGGAUUUCUUGGAGCUGUUAUUGUAAACCUAUAUUGCAAGUGUCUUCUCUCCUUCCUGAGGGUGGCGAUGACCUCGAUCCCAACUAUGUUCUAAGCGCCCGCGUACGAACAGGCCGGAGCAUUCGGGGUUAUUGCUUGCCACCGCACUGCAGCCGGGGAGAGCGACGCGCCGUGGAGAGGAUCACAGUUGAAGCCCUGGAUUCACUAAGUGGAGACCUGCAAGGGAAAUACUACGCCCUGAAGAACAUGACUGAGGAGGAGCAGCAGCAGCUCAUUGAUGAUCACUUGCUGUUUGACAAGCCAGUGUCUCCUCUGCUGCUGGCCUCAGGGAUGGCCCGUGACUGGCCUGAUGGCAGAGGCAUCUGGCACAAUGAUGACAAGACAUUCCUAAUUUGGGUGAACGAGGAGGACCAUCUACGAAUUAUAUCUAUGCAGAAAGGCGGCAACAUGAAGGAAGUGUUCACUCGCUUCUGCACCGGACUCAAAGAGAUGGAGUCAUUGUUCAAAGAAAAAGGGGAAGAAUUCAUGUGGAAUGAGCACCUUGGAUAUAUUCUGACUUGUCCAUCGAACCUGGGUACUGGCCUGCGUGCUGGUGUACAUGUGAAACUUCCAAAUAUGAGCCAACACCCUGAGUUUGAAGAAGUUCUGCAGCGGCUGAGACUCCAGAAACGUGGAACCGGUGGAGUAGACACUGAUGCUGUGGAUGGAGUCUUUGACAUCUCUAACGCUGACAGACUGGGUUUCUCUGAGGUGGAGCUAGUGCAGAUGGUUAUCGAUGGAGUCAAGGUGCUGGUCGAGAUGGAGAAGAGACUGGAAAUACAAGAGCCAAUUGAUAACCUCAUGCCUAGUGUCCAGAGAAUCUCAAAAGAACCUGAGGAAAAGCCUCAGCCUGAACCAAAGAAGCUUUCAGCUGACGAGGAGUUCCCAGAUCUCAGUCAGCACAACAACUACAUGGCCAAGUACCUCACGUUGGACAUGUACAAAACACUGAGGGAGCGAACUACUUCCAAUGACUUCACCAUAGAUGAUGUCAUCCAGACAGGCGUGGACAAUUCUGGUGAUCCUUUUAUCAUGACGAUGGGAUGUGUGGCUGGAGAUGAGGAGUCUUAUGAUGUCUACAAAGACAUGAUGGACCUUGUGAUUCAGGAUAGACAUGGAGGAUACAAACCAACUGACAAGCACAAGACUGACCUGAAUCCAGAGAAACUAAGGGGAGCCGAGGACCUUGAUCCCAACUACGUUCUGAGUUCCCGUGUCCGCACUGGUCGCAGCAUCCGUGGCUUCUGCCUGCCGCCACAUUGCAGCCGUGGAGAGAGACGUGCUGUGGAGAAGCUCUGCAUCCAAGUUCUGGAAUCCAUGACUGGAGACCUACAGGGGAAGUACUACCCAAUAAAGGACAUGACAGAAGCUGAGCAGCAGCAGAUGAUUUUUGACCACUUCUUGUUUGAAAAACCAAUGUCCCCUCUGCUGCUGGCCUCAGGGAUGGCCCGUGAUUGGCCCGACGGCAGAGGCAUCUGGCAUAACGAAUACAAGACAUUUCUGGUGUGGGUGAAUGAGAAGGACCAUCUUAGGGUGAUCUCAAUGCAAAAAGGAGGCAACAUGAAGGAAGUGUUCACUCGCUUCUGUGAUGGACUCGCAGAGAUGGAGUCCUUGUUCAAGAAGAAAGGUCAUGUAUUUAUGUGGAAUGAGCACCUUGGCUACAUUCUGACUUGUCCAUCUAACCUGGGAACUGGUCUGCGUGCAAGUGUUAAUGUGAAGCUGCCAAACAUGAGCAAGCACCCAGAGUUUGAUGAGGUUCUUAGGAGAUUGAGGCUGCAAAAACGUGGAAUUGGUACAGGUGGUGGGGACAUAGCUGUUGUGGAUGGGGUCUUUGACAUCUCCAACAUUGACAGACUGGGUUACUCAGAGGUGAAACUGGUCCAGAUGGUAGUCGAUGGGAUCAGGGUGCUGGUAGAGAUGGAAAAGAGGCUCCAAAUGGAUGAGUCCAUUGACGACCUAAUGCCCAGCAACAUUGAUCUGAAGGGUUUGACAGCAAAGGAUGAGUUUCCAGAUCUCAGUAAGCACAACAACCACAUGGCCAAAAUAUUAACUUUGGAGAUGUAUAAGAAGCUGAAGGAUCGCACAACUCCCAAUGGCUUCACCAUUGAUGAUGUCAUACAGACAGGCGUGGAUAAUCCAGGACAUCCCUUCAUCAUGACAGUAGGCUGUGUGGCUGGAGAUGAGGAAUCUUAUGAAGUCUUCAGAGAGCUUUUAGACCUUGUGAUUGAAGACAGACAUAGAGGUUACAAAGCCAAAGACAAUCACAAGACUGAUCUCAACCCAGAUAAUCUGAAGGGAGGUGAUGACCUCGACCCAGAAUAUGUUCUGAGCUCCCGAGUCAGAACAGGCCGCAGCAUCCGUGGGUUUUGUUUGCCACCGCUGUGCAGUCGUGGAGAGAGACGUGCCAUUGAGAAGCUCUCUGUUGAAGCCUUGGACUCACUGAGUGGAGACCUACAAGGAAAAUACUACGCAUUGAAGAACAUGACGGAGGAAGAGCAGCAGCAGCUGAUUGAUGACCACUUGCUGUUUGACAAGCCAGUGUCCCCUUUGCUGUUGGCUUCAGGGAUGGCCCGUGACUGGCCUGAUGGUCGGGGAAUCUGGCACAAUGAAAACAAGACAUUCUUAGUGUGGGUGAACGAGGAGGACCAUCUGCGCGUGAUCUCCAUGCAAAAAGAUAGCAACAUGAAAGAAGUGUUCACUCGCUUUUGCUGCGGACUCCAAGAGAUCGAGUCCUCGAUUAAGCAGAAAGGCGAAGCAUUCAUGUGGAAUGAACACCUUGGGUACAUUCUGACUUGCCCCUCCAAUUUGGGCACAGGUCUACGUGCCGGUGUGCAUGUGAAGCUACCAAACAUGAGCAAACACCCUGAGUUUGAAGAAGUUCUAAGGAGGAUGAGGCUCCAGAAACGUGGAACUGGUGGUGUGGACACAGAUGCUGUGGAUGGGGUUUUUGAUAUUUCCAAUUCUGACAGACUGGGUUUCUCUGAGGUACAGUUAGUCCAGAUGGUGAUCGAUGGCAUCAAGCUGCUAGUAGAGAUGGAGAAAAGGCUAGAGAAGGAGGAGCCCAUUGAUGACCUAAUGCCAGCUGAUCUUCAGAUGAACGUGUUCUCUGCUGAGGAAGAGUUCCCAGAUCUCAGUCAGCACAACAACCACAUUGCAAAGUUCUUAAGUCUGGAAAUGUACAAGACGCUGAGGCAGCGUUGCACCCCUAACGGUUUUACCAUUGAUGAUGUUAUUCAGACAGGUGUAGAUAAUCCAGGUCACCCAUAUAUCAUGACUGUGGGCUGUGUGGCUGGAGAUGAGGAGUCAUACCAUGUCUUCAAAGACUUGAUGGACCUUGUGAUUCAGGAUAGACAUGGAGGAUACAAACCAAGAGAUAUGCACAAGACUGACCUGGCCCCAGAAAACCUGAGAGUAAAACAGCAUUUUACCAGGACCAUUUUAAGAAUAAUACUUGAUUGGUAUGGUUGAAAACUCAAUGUUUGUCCUGCCUUCAAGGGGGGCGACGACCUCGACUCGAAGUACGUUCUGAGCUGCAGAGUCCGAACAGGCCGCAGCAUCCGUGGUUUCUCCUUGCCGCCACUGUGCAGUCGUGGAGAAAGGCGCGCUUUGGAGAAGCUUUGCAUUGGAGCGCUAGAUACUCUAUCUGGAGACCUUAAAGGGACGUAUUAUGGCUUGAAAAGUAUGACAGAGGCUGAACAGCAGCAGCUAAUUGAUGACCACUUCCUGUUUGACAAGCCAGUGUCACCUUUACUGGUGUCCUCAGGGAUGGCCCGUGAUUGGCCUGAUGGCAGAGGCAUCUGGCACAACGACAACAAAACAUUCCUCGUGUGGGUGAACGAGGAGGACCAUAUGCGAGUGAUUUCAAUGGAGAAAGGUGGCAACAUGAAGAGCGUGUUUAGCCGCUUUUGCACUGGACUCAAAGAGCUUGAGGAUGUGAUAAAGGAGAAAGGUGAGGCAUUCAUGUGGAAUGAGCAUCUCGGCUACAUCCUGACUUGCCCCUCCAACCUGGGCACUGGUUUGCGUGCUGGCGUCCACGUAAAGCUUCCAAACAUGAGCAAGCAUCCCAAGUUCGAGGAGGUUCUUAAGAAGCUGAGGCUCCAAAAACGUGGAACUGGUGGUGUGGACACAGCUGCUGUAGAUGGAAUCUUUGACAUAUCAAAUGGUGACCGACUCGGCUUCUCUGAGGUGCAGCUUGUCCAGAUUGUGGUUGAUGGUGUCAAUUUGCUGGUGGAUAUGGAAAAGAAGCUGGAAAAGGGUGGUUCCAUCAACUCCUUGAUGCCUGGUAAACUUAAAAUGAAGAAGUUUUCACCUGAGAAAGACUUUCCAGAUCUCACUAUGCACAACAACUACAUGGCCAAGUUUUUAACACUGGAUCUGUACAAAACACUGAGUGAGCGGAAAACCCCUUAUGGCUUCACUAUUGACCGUGUCAUCCAGCCUGGCGUGGAUAAUCCAGGUACCCCAUUCACUAUGUCUGUGGGCUGUGUGGCUGGUGAUGAGGAGUCGUAUGAGAUCUUCAAAGAGCUGCUGGACCUUGUCAUUGAGGAUAAACAUGGAGGUUUUAAGUCAACAGACAUGCACAAAAGUGAAUUCAACCCUGACAGUCUUGCGGUAACUUCUCUAACUUCUCUCAAAUCCUAAAGACAGAUUGUGUCAGGAUUUGUUCGGUGAAAAAUUUGUUUUGCCCUAAAGGGGGGCGACGACCUUGACCCCAACUAUGUUCUGAUUUCCCGUGUUCGAGCGGGUCGCAACAUUCGUGGCUACCGCUUGCCGCCACAUUGCACCCGAGGAGAAAGACGUUUUCUCGAGCAGCUCUCCAUCGAAGUUUUGGGAUCACUAACUGGAGAUCUGAAUGGGAAAUACUUGUCAUUGAAGAGCCUUUCAGAAGCUGAGCAGCAACAGAUGAUAGAAGACCACUUAUUGUUUGAGAAGCCAGUGUGUCCUCUGCUGCUGUCCUCAGGCAUGGCCCGUGAUUGGCCUGACGGCAGAGGUGUCUGGCACAAUGAUGGCAAUACAUUCUUGGUGUGGGUGAAUGAAGAGGAGCAUCUAAAAGUGAUCUCCAUUGAGAAAGGUGGCAACAUGAAGGCAGCAUUUACUCGCUUCUGCAGUGGAAUACAAGAGGUUGAGUCCAAACUCAAGGAGAAAGAGCAUGAAUUCAUGUUGAGUGACCACUUAGGCUACAUCUUGACUUGCCCAUCCAACCUGGGCACUGGUCUGCGUGCUGGUGUGCAUGUGAAGCUGCCCAACAUGAGCAAACGGCCCGAGUUUGAGGAUGUUCUUAAAAGGCUGAGGCUUGAGAAGCGUGGAACUGGAGUGGCAGGCAGCGAAGUAGAUGGUGGAGUCUUUGACAUCUCCAAUGCUGACAGAAUGGGCUUCACUGAGGUGCAGCUGGUGCAAGUGGUUGUGGACGGCAUAAAGGUGCUCGUGGAGAUGGAGAAGCGGCUUGAGAUGGAAGAAGGUAUUGAUGACCUGAUGCCCAUCCAGAAGUAGAACCACUGACCACCCUACAUAGUUAACGUUUGCUUUAUCAGCCAAGAAUUCUUGCCACCAUUUUGUUAUUCUUGGAAACAGUUCUGUUAUCCUGUUAUGUUGAACACAAAAUAAAGUGAUUGAACAUCUAA
Molecule: messenger RNA, 6508 nt
Organism: Syngnathoides biaculeatus (alligator pipefish)
Lineage: Eukaryota; Metazoa; Chordata; Actinopteri; Syngnathiformes; Syngnathidae
Product: creatine kinase, flagellar-like
Exons: 30
Biological process (GO): phosphocreatine biosynthetic process
Molecular function (GO): creatine kinase activity
Source: RefSeq, a predicted model, not a curated record